Messenger RNA from Rotaria sordida, 1581 nucleotides. The record is from the annotation of a GenBank genome assembly. Lineage: Eukaryota; Metazoa; Rotifera; Eurotatoria; Philodinida; Philodinidae.
AUGAAUAUCUAUUUAAAUUCUUAUUUAAAAAAAAAUGAUUUCCAUCAAACAUAUCAUGGUGUAGACAACAAGUUCGAACAACAAGCUGGUGAAAACAAAUAUACGUCGACAUGGUUAUUCAAAAAUGCUGAAAACACAGUUACUAUGAAAAAACGAGAAAAUAAAGCUUUUGUUGAAGUACAAAAUGAUAUGAUAAAGAGACGACAAAUUACCAUCAAUUUGAACGAACAUUUUGAAGUAAUAGAUGAACAAAUAAAACUUGUUGAAGAAAAAGAUUUAAUUAAACAAUUAAAUAAUUUAUUUAAUUACGUCAAAAACACAAUUAAUGAUAUAAAUCCACAAGGUGAAUUUAAUAAUAAUGUUGAAGAAAAAACAAUAAAUGAAGAAUAUAAAAUAUGGAAAAAUAAUGCACCACUUCUUUAUAAUUGUGUUAUAACUCAUGCACUUGAAUGGCCUAGUUUAACAACUCAAUGGUUACCUCAUGUUCGAAUAGAAGAAGGUCGAGAUUUUAAUAAUCAUCGUUUAAUUCUUGGUACACAUACAUUGAAUGAACAAAAUCAUCUUAUUAUAGCUAGUGUACAAUUACCAAAAGAAGAUCUUGAAUUAGAUGCUUCUCAUUAUGAUAAUGAACGAGCUGAAUUAGGUGGUUUUGGUUUAAUAAAUAGUCGUAUUGAAAUUGAUUUAAAAAUUAAUCAUGAAGGUGAAGUUAAUCGUGCUCGUUAUAUGCCACAAAAUCCUCAAAUAAUUGCAACAAAAACACCAUUAUCUGAUGUAUUAAUAUUCAAUAUUGAUACACAUCCAUUAGGUAAAGAACAACCAGGUGAUUGUAAUCCCGAAUUACGUUUAAAAGGUCAUACAAAAGAAGGUUAUGGUUUAUCAUGGAAUUCAAAUAUUAAUGGACAAUUACUUAGUGCUGCUGAUGAUCAUACUGUUUGUUUAUGGAAUAUAAAUAUUAAUCCAAGAGAAGGAAAAAAUUUAGAAACUUUAUCGAUUUAUACUGGACAUUCAAUGGUUGUUGAAGAUGUUGCAUGGCAUUGUACACAUCCAACUAUAUUUGGUUCUGUAGGUGAUGAUCAAAAAUUAAUGAUUUGGGAUACAAGAUCAAAUAAUUAUGUAAAAGCCAGUCAUAUAAUUGAUGCACAUUCAGAUAAAGUUAAUUGUCUUUCUUUUAAUCCAUUCUCAGAAUAUUUUCUUAUAACCGGUUCAGCUGAUCGAACAGUUGCUUUAUGGGAUUUAAGAAAUUUAAAAGUUAAAUUAACUACAUUUGAAUCUCAUAAAUAUGAAAUUUUUCAAGUACAAUGGUCACCUCAAAAUGAAACUAUUUUUGCAUCAAGUGAUUCUGAUCGACGACUUCAUAUAUGGGAUUUAAGUCGAAUUAAUCAACCACAGACAUCAUCUGAAGUAGAAGAUGGUCCACCUGAACUAUUAUUUAUCCACGGUGGUCAUGCCGCUAAAAUUUCUGAUUUUUCAUGGAAUUCAAAUGAACCAUUUGUCAUCUGUUCUGUAUCGGAAGAUAAUAUGGCUCAAGUUUGGCAAAUUGGUGAACAAGUAUAUCAUCAUGAUGACUGUCAAGGAAAAUAA